UGAAUUAUUUUUUGAUAAAUUGAUCUUUGUUUAUAUUGUCGUGAUAAUUUAAUCGAUGAUCAAAGUUUAUUAAAACUGUAAUACAAAGUUUGGGAAAAAUUAUUUAGAAGAUAUUAUUAAUAAUUCUACUUAAAAAGGAAUAAUGGAUUACAUCGGUUUUGCAACAUUACCCGAACAAGUGCAUAGAAAAUCAGUUAAAAGAGGAUUUGAAUUUACUUUAAUGGUAUUGGGUGAAACUGGUCUUGGAAAAUCAACCCUUAUUAAUAGUCUUUUUCUUGGUGAUUUGUAUAAAGAACGACGUAUACCAGAUGCAUCAGAACGAAUCGAUAAAACUACGACUAUUGAGAAAAAAACGAUGGAUAUUGAAGAACGUGGUGUUAGAUUACGUUUAACGAUUGUUGAUACACCAGGUUUUGGUGAUGCAGUAAAUUGCGAGGAUACAUGGAAACCAUGUUUGUCAUACAUCGAUGAACAAUUUCGUCAAUAUUUCACAGACGAAAGUGGAUUAAAUAGGAAAAAUAUUCAAGAUAAUAGGGUACAUUGUUGUUUAUAUUUUAUACCACCAUACGGUCAUGGUUUAAGACAAUUAGAUCUCGAAGUAUUACGACGAUUACAUAGAAAAGUUAACGUUGUUCCUGUUAUUGCUAAAGCUGAUACAUUAACAACCCAGGAAGUUAAAAAAUUGAAGGAACGAAUUCUAGCGGAUAUUGAGGAACACGAAAUUCAGAUAUAUCAAUUUCCUGAUUGUGAUAGCGACGAGGAUGAAGAAUUCAAACAACAGGAUAAAGAAUUAAAAGCGUGUAUACCAUUUGCUGUUGUUGGUAGUUCAACUGUAUUGGAAGUUGCAGGAAGAAAGGUUCAUGGUCGACAAUAUCCAUGGGGAGUAGUAGAAGUCGAGAAUCCAAAGCACAGCGACUUUGUGAAACUUCGUACAAUGCUGAUAUCGACGCAUAUGCAAGAUCUUAAGGACGUAACUCAAGAUGUACAUUAUGAGAAUUUUCGGGCCCAAUGCAUUUCACAAAUAUCACAACAAGCAAUACGGGAACGGAGAUAAGAAGGAUGCAAGAUAUAUUAGCACAAAUGCAAGAAAAAUUGAAAGCAACCGGACAAGUUGGCAAUAACAUCGGUUUGAGGGGUAGAGUUGGAAGUCUUGGUAACGACUUGGACGUUACUGAUGUAGAUAAGAAACGAAGCAGUAUUAUUGACGUUUAAUACAUAACAAGUUGAUAUAAUUAAUUAUUCAUCUUUUGAUUUAUAACAGUGUUAGGAUAAAAUGUUAACGUUUGAAACGAGAAUCACUUUUUUAUACGACUUAUUAUUAUCAUUAUUAUUA
This is a messenger RNA of Polistes dominula (European paper wasp), 1333 nucleotides long. RefSeq names its product septin 4 (gene Septin4). The record is from RefSeq and is a predicted model, not a curated record. Lineage: Eukaryota; Metazoa; Arthropoda; Insecta; Hymenoptera; Vespidae. Gene Ontology annotation, molecular function: GTP binding.